Molecule: messenger RNA, 2516 nt
Organism: Leptonychotes weddellii (Weddell seal)
Lineage: Eukaryota; Metazoa; Chordata; Mammalia; Carnivora; Phocidae
Source: RefSeq, a predicted model, not a curated record
GGCAGCCGUCCGCCCAAGGGGUGGGCUCUAGGGGGCGCCCUCAAGAGAGGGGCGGGGCGCUCAUGUUCCAGAGACCCACCGGCAGGGGCCGCGGCGGGUCCUUCUCUCCGCUAGUCUUCCGGUAGUCGCCGCUCCGGGCCUGCCGCCGCGCCGUCGUCACCGUUGCCGCCUCCGGGUCCGGGCCCCCGGGGCCCUCCCGCCGCCACCAUGAAGCUGCGGGUCCGGCUACAGAAGCGGACCUGGCCGCUGGAGAUGCCAGACGCGGAGCCGACGCUGGGCCAGCUACGCGCGCACCUGAGCCAGGCCUUGCUGCCCACUUGGGGCUUCAGUUCUGAUACCCGGUUUGCAAUCACAUUGAACAACAAGGAUGCCCUCACUGGAGAUGAAGAGACCUUGGCUUCAUAUGGGAUUGUUUCUGGGGACUUGAUAUGUUUGAUUCUUGAAGAUGCCAUUCCAGCACCUAACUUACCUUCAUCCACAGAUUCAGAGCAUUCCUCACUCCAGAAUAAUGACCAACCCUCUUUGGCCGCCAGCUCCAAUCAGUCCAGCAUACAGGAGGAACAGCCCAGUGCUUCAUUCCAAGGACAGGCAGCCCAAACUGAUGACUGCAGUGAUGACAAUAUGUCGGGGCCUAGUCAGGCUUUGGAAGCUGGCUCAGUUCAAGAUGUUGUGGAUAUGGAAGAGGGCACAGGUGUCUUUCCCUCAGAACCGAUGCUCUGCAGUGAGGCGGUAGAAGGGCAGGUGCCACAUUCAUUAGAGAUCCUGUAUCAGUCAGCGGACUGUUCUAAUGCCAAUGACGCCUUGAUAGUAUCGGUGCAUCUUCUCAUGUUGGAGUCAGGUUACAUACCUCAGGGGACGGAGGCGAAAGCUCUGUCCAUGCCCGAGCACUGGAAGUCAGGCAGUGUGUAUAAGCUGCAGUACACGCACCCUCUCUGCGAGGGUGGCUCUGCUGUUCUCACCUGUGUGCCUUUGGGAACGCUGGUUGUCAUAAACGCUACACUAAAGAUCAACAGUGAGCUCAGAAGUGUGAAAAGAUUGCAGCUGCUGCCAGGAUCAUUUAUUUGCAAAGCAGAACCAGGUAAGAAAAGCAUGAUUGAACUUUGGGGAUGAAGCUUUGAGAGGUUCACUUUAGAAAGCCUGAAAGGUAAUGUCUGAGAGACUGAAAAUUUCUGAAUGAGAUGAAAACAAAUUUAAGAUAUGUUGCAGAGUAUCUUUUUCUUUCCUGCUUUUCUUAGGUUCUUGCAGUGCUGGAUGAUAUGUGUACUGCCAUUAUGGAAUGACACUAGUAUGUAGUUCAUCCCAUGCUAUACCGAUGCUUCCUAAUUUCUGAAUUAAUCUUUGGAUUUUCCCAGCAUCGUAUUUAACCAGUAUGGAGAGGGUCUGUGUUUUGUGCAAACCAUACAGUGCGCCUUCAUUAUUGAAGAUUAUUGGAGGAAAAACUACUCAGAAUUGUUAGCUUCAACUGACAUAGAUUUGGUGGCCGUUUGAUCAGAUUGGAACUUUAUCAGAAGUUUGCCUUCUAGGCAUGGUUUUGCUUGUGUUCUAUAAGAUUAUUAGUAGGUGCAGAGACAAAUUUUCCUUUUUAUUUUUUCAAUUAAACCCAGAGUAUGAGAAGCAGGUAGGCAGUUGAAGGAGAGGAGAUGGGUGGAGCAGGGACUCGCAUCUUGAAGUGCUGGUUUUGUGCUGGACCUGCACCUUGACAGACGCUCUUCCAUUUCGUCCUCCUAGUCAACUUGGGAGGGUUUUACAGUCCAGCUGUGGCGUGGCCUGCUGCCGUGGGGCGGUGCCAUUGACAGCAGAGUCUUGGAGGGAAGGCUGCCUAGAUCUGGGUCUUUGCUUUGAAGGCCUAGAGACUUACUCUUGUUGGUUCCUUGGAGACAUCAGGCCCUGCGGCCCAUGAACUUCCACAGAUCAAAACUGAUGGGAAAAGGGGACGUCCGGAUGUGUACUUAUAAUGGUCUCUGAACAUUUAUCGUCACCCUAGACCAGUGUUUUCUCAGCCCUCUUUGCAUUAUCAAUCCCCUGAGGAGCCUUUGUAGAAAAUUCACCCCCCACCCAUUCUCUUCCAUGAAAUUUUAAUACCGUAGAUAUAGUGUAUUUUCAUUUGUGUACUGUGGCUCUUUGGAGGGUCACAAACCAAUGGUCUAGCUAGGGUUUUUUAAUUUGCCCUCUGAGAACCAGUUUUUGUCCCAUUGUGGGUGACACUGCCCCUGCUGAGGGUGCACAAACUGGACUGAUAAAUCUGUAAAGGUGGUCUUACCAUUGGGACCGGAAAAACUUGAAAUUCCUUGGCCACAACACUUUAGUUCUGUCGACACUAGGGAGGACCUGCUAUGGGGAGUAGAAAUACUCUACACUCCACAGUAGUAGAGGUUAUUAUGCCCAUUUUACAGAUUAGGAGACAGGUCUAGAGAAGGUUAAAAAUUACUUCAAGGUCACAGAGCUAAUAAAUGGUGGAAUUCAGGAUUGGAAUAUAUUUGACUCCUAAGCCUGUUUUUUUUUUUUUUUUAAAGAUU